AUGCAAGCUCUGAAUAAACGACUCUCUCGAGCUCUUCUCUACUACUCCGCUUCGAUUCGAUCGGUAAAUGGUUAUGAUAAUUCGCUUUUCUCACAGAGAACUAUCACCACUUCCAGCCGCCAAUCAAUAUGCCAGCCGCCGGUUUAUGAAUUUUUCGCUUCACCUUGGUCGGCAACCCAGCUCCGCAGUGCUAGAUUCUCCGGCGCUGAUGUGAGACCGGGAAAUGUCAUUGAAAGGAGAGGAAAGAUUUAUCAGGUUGUAAAAGCACAGCACACAACCCAAGGUAGAGGAGGGGCAAUAAUACAGGUGGAGCUCCGGGAUAUUGAUAGUGGAAACAAAUUAAAUGAAAGGCUGCGAACCGACGAAACAGUUGAGAAAGUGUAUGUCAAAGAGAAGUCUCUAACGUACCUCUACACUGACGAUGAAACUGGAAAUGUUGUGCUAAUGGACUCUGAAACAUACAGUCAGCUGGAUGUACCAAAACCCUUAUUUGGUGAAUCUGUUGUCUAUCUUCAAGAUGAUAUGAAAGUGACUGUGCAGCUCUAUGAUGAAAGACCAAUGUCUGCAUCAGUUCCACAACGAGUGACUUGUACUGUAACGGAAGCAGCUGAGCCUAUAAAGGGAAUUGGAGCGACUCCUCAUUAUAAAAAGGUUUUGUUGGACAAUGGUCUCACAAUCCAGCCUCGUCAUUGUUGUGCUCUUUUCAUCUCGAAGAGAUACUUGCAAAAUUUGCACCUGCUCAUAUUUUAUCAGGAGAUAAGAUACUUGUCAAUACCACUGACAACUCUUACAUUAGCAAGGCUUGAGAGGAAUUUUCCAAAGUGUCCAGCUGGAUCGGCUGCAAGGCAUAGAUAA
This is a messenger RNA of Fraxinus pennsylvanica, 855 nucleotides long. Lineage: Eukaryota; Viridiplantae; Streptophyta; Magnoliopsida; Lamiales; Oleaceae. The record is from the annotation of a GenBank genome assembly.